Messenger RNA from Radiomyces spectabilis, 2286 nucleotides. Its product is annotated as 3-isopropylmalate dehydratase. Gene Ontology annotation, cellular component: 3-isopropylmalate dehydratase complex. The record is from RefSeq and is a predicted model, not a curated record. Gene Ontology annotation, molecular function: 3-isopropylmalate dehydratase activity; 4 iron, 4 sulfur cluster binding. The transcript has a single exon. Bases 1 to 2286 code for a protein of 761 amino acids. Gene Ontology annotation, biological process: L-leucine biosynthetic process. Lineage: Eukaryota; Fungi; Mucoromycota; Mucoromycetes; Mucorales; Radiomycetaceae.
AUGCUCUCUUCUAAUACCACCCCUCGUACUCUUUAUGAUAAAGUUUGGGACGAUCACAUCAUCGAUCGUCAAGACGACGGUACCUGUUUGAUUUACAUCGAUCGACACUUGGUCCACGAAGUUACCAGUCCUCAAGCUUUCGAAGGUCUUCGCAAUGCCGGACGUUCCGUUCGUCGUCCCGACUGCACACUGGCUACUGUCGACCACAACAUUCCGACCAGCAGCCGAAAGAAAUUCAAGUCCAUUACGACUUUUAUCGAAGAAGCCGACUCACGAACUCAGUGCGAGACUUUGGAAGCCAAUGUCAAGGAUUUCGGUUUGACAUAUUUUGGCAUGGAGGACGAUCGUCAAGGUAUUGUGCACGUUAUUGGUCCCGAACAAGGUUUCACUCUUCCCGGUACGACCGUGGUGUGUGGUGAUUCCCACACUUCGACUCACGGCGCUUUCGGCGCACUGGCGUUUGGUAUCGGUACUUCGGAAGUGGAACAUGUGCUGGCUACGCAGACCUUGCUACAGAAAAAGAGUAAGAACAUGCGUAUUUGUGUGCAAGGCGAACUCACGCCUGGUGUGACCAGCAAAGAUAUUGUGCUUCAUAUUAUUGGCGUUAUUGGUACUGCUGGCGGUACUGGUUGUGUGCUUGAAUUCUGCGGUUCAGCCAUCGAAUCGCUUUCCAUGGAAGCGAGAAUGUCCAUCUGUAACAUGGCCAUUGAAGCCGGUGCCCGUGCAGGUAUGAUUGCUCCCGACGAUAUUACCUUUGAAUACCUGCGUGAUCGUCCUCUUGCUCCCAAGGGUGAAGAAUGGGAACGUGCGGUCGCCUACUGGAAGUCGCUUCGUGCCGAUCCUGAUGCAGUGUAUGACGUUCAAGUCGAAAUUGCCGCGGCUGACAUUGCUCCUACCGUGACCUGGGGUACCAGUCCUCAGGACGUCGUUGCCAUUACUGGACAAGUGCCUGAUCCGGCUCAGGUAUCCGAUCCCAGCAAGAAAGCGGCCAUGCAGCGCGCCUUGGAUUACAUUGGUCUCGAACCCAACACACCCAUGGAAGAAGUCAAGAUUGACAAGGUGUUCAUUGGAAGUUGCACCAACUCGCGUAUCGAGGAUUUGCGUCAUGCUGCCAAUAUUGUCAAGGGACGACAUGUAGCUGAUUGGGUCUAUGCCAUGGUGGUGCCUGGUUCCGGUUUGGUCAAACGUCAAGCUGAACGUGAAGGUUUGGACCGCAUUUUCAAGGAGGCCGGUUUUGAUUGGCGUGAAGCCGGUUGUUCCAUGUGCUUGGGUAUGAAUCCUGAUCAGCUGAGCCCCGGUGAACGUUGUGCUUCCACCAGCAACCGUAACUUUGAAGGUCGUCAAGGUGCAGGUGGCCGUACCCAUUUGAUGAGUCCUGCCAUGGCCGCCGCUGCCGGUAUCAAGGGUUAUUUGACCGAUGUUCGUAAAUUGCUUCAAGCCCCCGAAGAACCUGUUGCGCCUCGAUCGCCCCGAUCGCCUCCCAAGGUAGAACCUGAGGUCGAAGAAGAAUCGACGGAACAGCAUGAACAAGCCGCUGAACAGGCCGAUCCCGUCACGGAUGCUCCUGCCAAUACACCUUCGGUUGGUGCGCCUGUCUCGGCUGCCGGUAUGCCCAAGUUUACGACCUUGAAAGGAUAUGCUGCUCCUCUUGCCAUUGCCAACGUUGACACGGAUAUGAUCAUUCCCAAGCAGUUCCUCAAGACAAUCAAACGUACCGGUCUUGGCAGCGCCCUGUUCUACGCUCUUCGAUUCGACUCCGCCACCGGCAAGGAAAAUCCCGACUUUGUUCUCAAUCAGGAACCUUACCGCAAGGCUUGCAUCAUGGUUUGUACCGGUCCCAACUUUGGUUGUGGCAGUUCCCGUGAACAUGCUCCAUGGGCAUUCAACGAUUUUGGGAUUCGCUGCGUGAUUGCUCCCAGUUUCGCCGAUAUUUUCUUCAACAACUGCUUCAAGAACGGUAUGCUCCCAUUGACCCUUCCUCAAGAUCAACUGGAAAUCGUAGCUGAAGCGGCCAAGGAAGGCGCGGAAAUCGAAGUCGAUCUUGUGAACCAGGUUGUGCGUAUUCCCAAUGCUGAAUUCCCCUUUGAAGUCGAAGCCUUCCGCAAACAUUGCCUGAUCAACGGUCUGGACGAUAUCGGUCUUACCCUGCAAAAGGAGGAAAAGAUUGAACAGUUUGAAUCGAAGCGCUCGGAUUCAUGGCCCUGGUUGGAUGGCAAGGAUUACACCGGCUCCGCGACCAAGGUCAAGGCCAUCGGCACAGCCAAGAAGCAAAAGUUGGAUUGGUAG